Messenger RNA from Terrapene triunguis (Three-toed box turtle), 1077 nucleotides. RefSeq names its product gastrula zinc finger protein XlCGF8.2DB-like. Gene Ontology annotation, molecular function: DNA-binding transcription factor activity, RNA polymerase II-specific; RNA polymerase II cis-regulatory region sequence-specific DNA binding. Lineage: Eukaryota; Metazoa; Chordata; Testudines; Emydidae. The record is from RefSeq and is a predicted model, not a curated record. The transcript is spliced from 2 exons. Gene Ontology annotation, biological process: regulation of DNA-templated transcription. The annotation marks the transcript as partial.
GCUGGAACGAGGGGAAGAGCCGUGGGUCCCACACCUCCAGGGCUCUGAGAAAGAAGUGCUCCCAAGAGGUGCCUGCACAGGUGAUGGGAUGGUGAGUGAGAAUGAGGAGGAGAAACCCCAGCAGGAAGAUGCUGAGCAAGUAGAACCACAUGGGACGUUACCAGGAAGCUCCAAAGGGAAUGUUUCCGGGAGCUGUGCACUCCCAGAAAAAGCAAAAGCCUGUGAGACUCAGCACAGGCCAGAGGAAAACUUCAGUAGCCACUCAAACCUUAUUACAUGUGAGAGAAUCAACUUGCAAGGGACACGCUACAGAUGCCAUAAGUGUGGGAAAAGCUUCAAUCGGAGCUCAACCCUUCUCACACAUUGGAGAACCCACACUGGCGAGAAACCCUACACGUGCUCUGAGUGCGGGAAAAGCUUCAAUCGGAGCUCUGCCCUGAUCACACAUCGGAGAAUCCACACUGGUGAGAAACCUUAUGCAUGCUCUGAGUGUGGGAAAAGCUUCAGUCAGAGGCCACACCUUACCGCACAUCAGACAAUCCACACGGGUGAGAAACCUUAUGAAUGCUCUGAGUGUGGGAAAUGCUUCAUUGAUAGUUCAACCUUCAUCUCACAUCAGCGAAUCCACACAGGAGAGACGCCCUAUACAUGCUCUGAGUGUGGGAAAAGCUUUAAUCAGCACUCACACCUUAUCACACAUCGUAGAAUCCACACAGGAGAGACGCCCUACACAUGCUCUGAGUGCGGGAAAAGCUUCAAUCAGAGCUCAAACCUUAUCAAACAUAGGAGAAUCCACACGGGUGAGAAACCUCAUGGAUGCUCUGAGUGUGGAAAAUGCUUCAUUCAUAGUUCAGCCCUCAUCUCACAUCAGAGAAUCCACACGGGUGAGAAACCUCAUGGAUGCUCUGAGUGUGGGAAACGCUUCAGUGAUAGUUCAGCCCUCAUCUCACAUCAGCGAAUCCACACAGGAGAGAGACCCUACACAUGCUCGGAGUGUGGGAAAAGUUUUAGUCGGCGCUCAGCCCUUAUCACACAUAGUAGAAUCCACACAGGAGAGAAACUCUACACGUGCUCUGA